Molecule: messenger RNA, 1584 nt
Organism: Exophiala viscosa
Lineage: Eukaryota; Fungi; Ascomycota; Eurotiomycetes; Chaetothyriales; Herpotrichiellaceae
Product: MFS general substrate transporter
Exons: 7
Coding region: 1-1584 (527 amino acids)
Biological process (GO): transmembrane transport
Cellular component (GO): membrane
Molecular function (GO): transmembrane transporter activity
Source: RefSeq, a predicted model, not a curated record
AUGGAUUCCAAGAUUGAGCCCACCACCGCGGCCGGACAGCCGUCCGAGGACACGUCCAAGAACAACAACGACUACGCUGUUGGCGAGGUCCACGAGCUGGGAGGCAAAACCCAACAGCAUGACCUUGCCAAAGAAGACAUCGCAGCCGAGCUGGCUGAGAUGUUCCGAGGCGGGCAGGGCUACACCCAGAAAGAAGUCUGGCGCCUUCGAUGGAAGCUGGACCUUCGACUGAUCCCCAUCCUGUGGUUCAAUGUCCUCCUGCCGGCCAUGGACAAAGUCAGCCAUGCCACCGCGGCGCUGUACGGACUGAAGACGGACCUGAAUCUUGUGGGCAACCAGUACGCCUGGAUUGGCAGCGUAUUCUACUUUGGUUAUUUGGUUUGGUGUUUCCCAUCCGGAUCACUGCUCCAGAAGCUCCCCAUCGCAAAGACCAUGUCCGGUGCCAUGAUGCUCUGGGGCAUACUCCUCAUCGGCUCCGGUUUCGUCAAGACCUUUUCUCAGCUGAUGGCUUGUCGAUUCUUACUCGGUCUGUUGGAAGCGCCAAUUGUGCCUGGUAACCUCCUGAUUUUGUCUAUGUGGUACACCCGGCCAGAGCAGUCGCUGCGCUACGGACUGAUGUACACCGGCUUGUCUACCUGCUUCACAGGUCCCAUUGGCUAUGCCAUCGGCUUCAUCAAGACUGAUUCCUUCCACGUCUGGUCAACCUUCUUUUGGAUCUGCGGCGGCAUGACAUUCCUCUACGGUCUCGUGGUCGGCAUUUUCCUCCCCGACAAUCCCGUCAAGGCCAAGUUCAUCAGCGAGCGGGAAAAGGCCAUUGCCGUUGACCGUGUCCGAAUCAAUCAAACUGGUAUCGAAAACAAAACCUUCAAGAAGGAGCAAUGCAUCGAGGCCCUCCUUGACAUCCGUGUCUGGCUCAUGUUCCUCUUCAACAUCUGGAUCAGCAUUCCCAACGGUGGUCUCACCAACUUCUCGCCUCUGAUCGUGAAAGGAUUGGGCUACACCUCGCAGCGCUCCGCCCUCCUGACCAUCCCCAACGGCAUUGUACAGACCGCCUCCAGCUACAUAUGCAAUGGCGGCGUUUUCCUCGCCGUCAGGUACAUGCCGCAGUACCACUUCCGCGGAGCCUUCAUCAUGUUCGGCGUGAUCGUCGGUCUCAUCGCUGCCAUCUUCCUGUACACGCUCCCUACGACGGCCUACCACAGCCGUCUGGCCGCCUUGUACAUGUCGUUUUUCUACUUGGGUCCAUACAUUGUCGCGCUGAGUCUUAUCGGUGCCAACACUGCAGGCCACACCAAGAAAGUCACCGUCAACGCUAUGAUGUUCAUCGCCUACUGCGUCUCCAACAUUAUCGCGCCGCAGUUCUUCAAGACCGCCCAAGCGCCCUUGUACCCACUCGGCUUUGGCGCCAUCCUGGGUUCCUACAUUCUGUCGCUGCUCACCAUCGGUGUCUACAUGGCCCUUUGCUGGUACGAGAACAAGCGUCGCGACGCCCGUGACGCUGCCGCCGGUGCCGUCGUGCACCAGGACACCGAUUUCAAGGAUCUCACGGAUAAGCAGAACUUGCAUUUCCGAUAUGUCUGGUAA